AAACCUCCGGUGCCGGCACGCACAGCCGUUAGUCCGUCGCCGCGAGCUUUGCCGUCCGGUUCCCACUGCGGUUAAACAGUAAAUGGCUUCCGUCGCCGUCCGUCAAACCGUACAGCUUCAACAGCCGCUCCGCCGUCGUCCCGGUCCGCAGCUGCUGCCGAUCCACUGAAACCCGUCGCGCGUAUUUCGUCCGCCGUUCGCGGUUUUCCGGUUUUCCCGCGCGUUUUUCAAAAGUCCGAGCCGAUCGGCAACCGACCGUCCAGGACACUCCAGAUACCCGCACUACGCUCGAAUUCCGCCGACGCCGCUGCAGGUAACACGAUCGAACAACAGUAUUCGGGAUACUGAAAUUAAAUUCGCCUAUUAAUUAUCGGGUAGGCUGUACUCGAAUAGUUGACGUACUCUAUACAAUUUAAACGCUUUCUGAGUUCCAACCUUUACACUGACGGUUGUCAAAAAUGUAAAUAAUUUUGUAAAAUACGUAUUUCGAUAUACAUAUAUAUAUAUAUAUAAUAAUAAUAAUAUUUGAAUACUUGUGCAAAUCGCGUAAUUAUUAUUCUUUUUAAACGUUAGGAAAACAUAGAAAAUUAACAAAAAAAAAUCGAGAUACUUAUGCGAAUAUAAUAAUGCGUUACGUCCGAUAAAACCGUAUACGAUGAUAGUUAUUGAAUACAAAAUGUGUUUAUCGUUGUAUAAUUAAUUCGUUCAAACUUCGAUUGGCUCGAAAUUUAUCGCGUAGUAGGCAAUACGUGCAGUCUUAUUGAAAUAUAUAUAAAUUUAGUUUUUUUUUUUUUUUUUUUAAUUUAAAACUAAAAAGAAAAAUUUGAAAAAUAUUAGCAAUUUAAAUCGGAAAAAUAAUCGAAUAAAAUCGUGAGUUUUUAAAAUGUAUACACUUCCCGCGUAUGAGUACAUUUAAAAACGAAUAAAAGAUUUGAUUUUCCGCGAUAUUAUUCGAAUGUAACAGCGAGUAUUUACCUAUGUAUUUUUUUCCGAAAUAGAAUUGGAAAAAUGUUUUCGUAAUGUGUGUAUUUGAUUAAAAAAAAAAAAAAAAAAAAACGCGGAGUUGAAUAACGCAAAACGAUUAUGUUUUAUGCGGAAUAAACUUCGAAAAUGUACGUAUUUUGAACGUCGAUGCGCGGAGUAUUUUUACCCGAAUAAUAUUUCACAGGUCUGAUCGUGAAAUCCGCGCACGUGUAGCGACGAAUCUCUCGUGUACAAUAAUAAUGUUCGUACAAUGAAAUACGUUUUACUUAAUCGCGAAAUUUUCCGGUAGACGGAGAAAUGCGAAAACCAAUACUGUUUUUACACGGAAAACGCGGUUCAGCGGGAAUAAAAAUGUCGGGUUUUUCUUUUUCUUUUUUUUUUCUUUUUAUUUUUUUUUUUAUUUUUCUAUCGCAAAGUAAACUUACGCGUUUUAUACGUCUUUUUCUUUAUGUUUCCUUUUAUCUUUUAUUUUUGUCGUUUUGUUUUUUACUGUUAAAACUUUUAACCGCUUCUUUGGCUAAUGGUUUUGCACGUCAUGACGCUGACGUCGAUUUAGAGUGUCGUUUUCAGUCCACAGAGUUAUUUUCACCUCCCCCCACCCUACUGUUUUGCGGUUCGUUUUAAAUGAUAAACCGGAAUAAUACCAAAACACCUAUGUACACAAAACAAAACCGUAACGCUCGAAUAAAUACAAUUAUUAUGUUUGUCUCGCUGGCGAAUAAUUAUAUUAGUAAUGAUAAUAUAAUGGUGCACUUUGUUGCUCAGAACGAAAUCUAAAACACCGUAUAAAUCUAAAACACCGACGAGUGGAAAUUAGCAUAUUAUUAUUGCUUCGUCCGAUUAGAGAGGACGCGCCGACGUGAAAUAGUAAAAUCGAAAGACGAAAAUAUCCAUAGAUAUUAUUAAAGUUCUGAGUGAAAAACAGUAAAUGACAUCGCCAGAGAAUUGUUUUUAGGUUGCUUUUUUUCAAAACUUUAUUUUUUAUUUUUUGUCGAUUGUACAACCGUUAUAGCCGUUUCUAUCGUAAAACAGCAUAAAAUUAAACGAUUUUAACAAGGCAUAGUGAAAUGCUAAUCACCACAAGCUAUUACAAAUUACGUUUCACAUACACAAAACACAUUUGUUAUUAAGCAAAAACUAUGUCAGAUUAGUUACAAAGUCAAUUACGGUGUUUAUAUAUCUUUACCGACUUUUAGCGACUCUCGUUACCCUUGGGGUGUAUAAAGAUUUUAUAAUUUAUUAAUUAUUUUAAGUUCUUAUAGUUUUUUUUUUUUAGCUAAACAUACUUACGAUAUAUGCCAAUUAAAUAGAUAUUUUUUUUUUUUAAUUUUAAAUGUACACAAUGUUUUGAUGGACAUCAUAAUAUUAUACCUCCUAAUAAUUAUUGAUUUUUGCAUUCAAAUACUUUUCGGAAAUUGUUCGUAUUCUUACAAGAAUAUAUUUUUGCACGAUAAAUACGAAAUUCCAUGAAAACUCAAAGGUUAGGGUUUAAACUCAUAAUUUAUUCGGCAGAGUUCACUCAGGUAUGGCAAAUGGAUUUGGACGAUUUUGGGAGUUUUUGGCCUCUUACGGAUAUCGAUAGGUACGACACACGUCGCAAUGAGGGCCAUUAAAAAUUCUUGAAUUUAAACAUGAAAACAUUUUUAAAAACCUACUUAAUUUUUGGACAUCAUUUUAAUUUUGUGACGUGCUCAAAGCUCAAUGGAAUUGUUGCUUUGUUAAAAUCUUUAUCAACGUCAUAAACCUUAGGCCAACAAUGUUUUUGGAUAUUAUCCGGAGUUAUUAUUUCAACUCGAAUUAACUGAAAUUCAAAAAUUGGAUUUUUCCUCUGUAAUUAUCCGGAUAAACUAUCAAGUAUAUAAAUAUGCAAAAUCGAAAAAAAAACAGCACAAUAUUAAAAAUGACAAGGACCUCAGACCAGAAAACUGUUUCCCGAUAUUAAAAUAUACGCUCUCAUUUUUUAGAAAUAAAAACAUUCGGGUAUUAUGUUAAAUUUAGUACCUGCAUCUUAUCCGUAAAAAAAUUUGGCUUAUUUUCCAAACUAAUAUCUUUAAGUAUCCGCGUGUACGUGUAUGCAAUAUCCAUAUGCGUUUAACUAUUUUGAAUCCUUAUUUUUUAUUCAUUUUUUUUUUUACUUCGUAAUAUUAUGUAGGUACUAACCUAUAAUAUAAUGUACUGACAUUCCAAUCCCAUGGUAAUAGCGUUUCAUAUAUUGUAAUCGAUACUUAUUAUUUGUUUUGAAAUAUUACAAAAACGAGUGUUGAAUAUUUAGUUCGUUUUAUUCGCUAUAACGCCAAAACGAAUAUUUUUAAAAUUAAAAAAAAACCCUAUAAUAUUUUCGUGGAUACAACGUGACGUUUUUUCAAUUAUUCGAAUUUCAUCAAAUUGUAUUUGUUUGUUAAAUAUUGCGAAACUAUUCGAAUAUACCUACGAGUAUACAUACUUAUUCCAAAAUAUAACGAUCGUAUUAUACAUGUAGCAAAUACUUUUACUUCUAAACCGAAACCAAGCGAAUUUUACUCUGUACUCUGCGUGAACAUGUUGCGAAAAAUCAUAGGUGUAACGUUCUCUUAACAAAAAAUAAAUAAAAAAACGUCAGUCAAUAUCGUGUAUGUCCCGAAUCGAUACGUAUACCUAAUCAAACGGAUCGUUUUCACAGACGACGAGAGCGUACUUACGAAAAUUCGAUUAUAGUCAUAUAUUAUUGUGUUUUUAAACAAAACCGCCGGUACUCUAGGAUAAAGUUUCUUUUGUGUAGUGCCAAUAAUAAUUUUCAACUAAACAACAAUCAACGCAUAAUGUUUUAUUGUAAAACUAAUAAAUACGAGAACCGUGCCAACAUUAAAUCGAGGAAACAAAAUCGUUUCAAUAUUGCUAAUUUUUUUCUCAGAUAUCGUAAACACACAAUUAUUACGAGUAAACGACUGGUGUUUUAUUUGACAAAACGCGUAGUCAAAUACUUUUCCUAAUGUUCAAUGUAAGUGUUUAUGUUUAUUGUAUACAAAUACGAUCACCUAACUUUUAGAUUGAUUACAUGCUUUGUCAUUGGCAUUUUUUUUUUUUUUACGAAUAAAAUACAUAGUAAAUGUUUUAAUUUUGUAUUAAACGGUUUAAAACGGCUAUUAGUUUCGACCGAUCGUCACCAAUUAAGUUGUUAAUUUGCAUGGAUAUCUUAUUUCGGAUGGGUACACAGUGUUUGCACACCAGAAACGUUUCGUAAACAAAUAUUUAAUGUUUGACGUAUAGGUUAGGUGUUUGGUAAAAUAUCGCACGGGAAAAAAAUUCGAAAUCGUGUGAACCCACAGGUUUAAAAGAAUAUUAUUUACCGAUAGUGUAUCCGUAUACUUUACGUUUUGUUUGAUAACAUUCUCGUUAAAGCCUUUCAGUUAAAAUUUUAUUAUUUUUUGCGUGUGUUUGUAUUUAUCGGUAAAAUUAAGUUUCCGAAUUCAGGACAUCCGGGUCGUCCGCGACGGUUGAAAUCCACGAAGCCGAAAUCGGUCGAUUCAUCCCGGACGCUAUAAAUAAUAUGUCUGUUGCAUAUUCUAAAAAAAAAAAAAAAAAAAACAAAAUGGGAGUGGUGGCGAUGAAACAAUAAAACACCGGUGUAACUGUACGCGUUUUUUCGUCGCCUCGUCCCGUAUAAUUGUCAGCGGCUUACGUGGGCCGAAUAAUCCCGUUUCGAAUUCUGAGAGUAUACCCAUUUAUAUUCGCUAACGGGCGGGUACUGACGCGGGUACCCGCAUUCGCAAGAACCUAGUACGGAAAAUGUCAACGUCGUUGGUCGAUCUCGCACAGUGUGCUGCAUAUUCCAGAAACAACAACAAAAAAAAAAUCAAAUCAAAAUUUAAAUUCAAAACAAAUCAGAUAUAGCCGCCCGUUCAAUAGUAAACAAACGGGUUGAAUUAUCGUGCUACUCGUUUCGAACUACUUGUAUUGUGUGAACGCGUUUACACGUCUUGGAGAAAAUCAAGUUUCCUUCCUCUAUCCCGGCGAUCGGGACCCUUUUCGUGUAAAUGAGCCGUUUUUCGAUCAAUAGACGCAAUGGUUAAGAUUAAAAAUAUACCAAAACGUACAAAAAACGACUUAUAUCCUUUACUAAGCAAUCUAAUUGGGAAUUGGUAAUUAAACAUAAUAAUACGUCUUAAAUUUAUAAAAACUCUAUUUCAUCAAUACAUUAUUAUUACGCAUUAUUAAAUAAUAAUUAUUAUUGUUCAUACAAAUCGGAUUUUAAUUUAUAUUUUUCCGGUCUCGCUCAAGAUCUAUAAUGUCUAGAUAUUGAUGCAUUUUCCAAAGAGCCACAGAUCGCACAUUAAGGAGCCGCGGGUUCCCGACCACUGCUCUAUCCCAGUACACAAAAAAGUUACUUGUAUUUUAUUAUUAUUUUUUUUGUACUUGAUGCGUGCAAACGUUUGGAAUUAAAACGCGAUUCGUCAUCGUACAAUAUUUCGAACCAUUAACACCAUUUUGCCCAUUAAAAACCAAUUGGCUUAAAAUAAAGUUCGGCGAUCGUGUGGACAAUACCUACGUAUCGAUGAUUUAUUUGCUUCGAGUGUAACCGAGCGAUUAAACUCGAAAACUACACAAACAUGCUUAUCUAUUCGCUCCGUGUGAACCGGGCAAGCUGAGGAUAAACGAGACCUUAUCGCUCGAAAAGCCUGCGGCGACUCGGGUCGGUGGGAAAUCAAACACCGCAGGCGUACGCGAAGUAAAAAAAAAAUCCCGCACAUCUCUCGGCUUUAUAAUAUUAUUGCUCGACUACGACACCCGAUUUGAACGUGUGAUCGCGCGUUGUGUACAGGUAUUAUUUCGCAGAGCGAAAGCCGGCGACGGUUUCGGUAUCACGUACCGAAAAAUGCCCAAAACGUGCGAGUGUUGUACAAACCCUGCGGAAAGCGUUUAAAAUGCCCGUGACCUGUACACAACUGGCCGGAAACAAUUGCGGACGCCGGAGGUGACGGGGCGGCGGUAUUGUUCGUUGAAAACUGCGGAGAGAUCGUGUAAAGGUACGGUGAAAAAAUACACAGACCGGCCGCGUGCCUACAACAACAAUAAUAACAAUAUUUAAAAACAAAAACCCGCUAACAACAAUAACCACGGCCAUUAUCGGGCGUGUAUCGCGACCGAGUGGCACACGCGCUCGGAAUUAUUUCAACAGACUGGCCCGGACGAUGACGUCUCGGACGGAUUUCAAAUAUUAUCGGUCGCGUGCCGAACGAUCGUUUAGCGAAAACGACGAGCGACGACGUCACCGCGCCUAACCCGUAAUAAUGAUAAUUAUUAAUAAUAUCGCCAUCGUCCCGAAUGUCGUCGCCGAUCGAAUGCGCGCGCGCGUGUAUUCUCCGCGUCUCCCGUCGUUAGAUUUUCGGUGUAUUUUUUUUUUUUUUUUUUUUUUGUGGUUUCAUACCGCGUUUCCAUACACUCGGCGCGCUUAGGGGGGGCCGACGAUCGGCGAUAUCCAUAGAUCGCGAUCACCGCGCGUGCCACUAUAUAAACCUAUAAACUGUAUAAUAGGUAUCUGGUAUGUAUAUGAGAGUGUGUAAAAUCGUAUUCGUUUUAUCGCACGACGCCUAAAUUCUCGCGUACCGGAUCACAAAACGCGCAUACGUACAAUAUCGACCGAUUUUGUAGUUUGGCUAUACCUCUGGACCCCGGGAAACAGGGAUUGAGUCGAUUUGUAUGGAUUUCAUUACGAGCAAAUUCAUAAAGUAAUUUCGAAACGUAUGCUAUUUACAACCAAAAUUAAAAGGGAAUAAAUUACAUGGGACAAAUUGACACAAAAAAAAAAAAAUGCCCAAAUCACUUCUCUGGAAUUGAACGCCAUUGACAUUAUUGUAUGAUUAUAACCGGAUUAACCGGAUAGUAAAUCAUUUUUCGUUUCGCCGCCAAUAAUAAACAUAGGUACAUUUUGGAUUUUUGAAAUGGCAUAGCUAACAAUUUAUUUUUUACUUUACAGUAGGUACCUAGUGGUUUCAUAUGUUAAAAUGUAUCCAAAUAAACGCAAAAGCCAAAAAUCGAAAUAUAUAAAUAUAUUAUUUUGUACAAUUAUAUCAUUGCGUUGAAUAAUACAUACAAGCAACACAUUUAUUUAUCUAUAGAAUUUUUUAAAUUUUAAAUUAAAUUUAAAAAAAAAGACAGUCAUACAGGCUAAAAUAAGGCAGUAUAAAACGUCAUGAGACAAAUAAUACAAUUUUUUCUGGUUUUUUUUUAUAUUAUAGAAGUUUCAUAAAUGUUUUUAAGUGUGGUGUACGCUUAUUCUUCUAAUUAUAUUUAAUAAUAUAUAAUUUUGAGUAACCCUAUUUAUACAUUUUUUAAUAUCAGUUUCGGUGGACCUUUUUGUUCUAGAUUUUCAAAAAAUUACAAUAUUCUAUAGCUAUUAAGAUAUUAAUGUUCUACUCGUUUAUCAUAAAGAGAUUUUAUGUUUGUCUCGUUCGCUUGAAAAAAAUUGUUUUAAAACUGGAGAGAAAAUUAUAGGUAAUAAAGCAAAAAAUUAUAAUGCCACACGGUGGCGUUACCGUUUUUGUUGUUUUUAAUUUUUGCAACUUAGAGACUCGUCAUUUUUACAGAAAACUUAAUUUGAGUUUUCUAUAAGUGAUAAAAUGUUCAAACUUUUUGAGUUAUUUAUAGACAUUUUAAUUUUGCAAGUUUUUUACGAAAUUUUUAUUUGGUACAUAUUCUGUGGUUAAAAUUAAUCAAAUAUUGAUAAAAAUCGAAAAUAUUAUGACAUUUAAAAAUAUGUAUAACCGACCUUCGUUCCGAAUCGUUUUUUCGUUAACAAUGGUUUAUCGUUAAUUACAAGUAUAAAUUAAAUAACUUUAUGUUUCUCAACCUUCUUAACGAACCAUCUACAACAGUGCUUGCACGCGUCCCCAGUAUUACCUCUUUUUUUAAAUUUCAUAUUUUUUAUUGAACACUUAUUUUAUAAUUAUUAUUAUUAUUUUUUUUUUUGAAAUGUGAUACAUAAUUGAUCAGCCCCUAAAAAUUCCAGGAUGCAUCACGGAUAUUUUAUGUUUACCCAAAGUCCCAAGGGUUGCGAUGUAUUCGCGACGUUUUUUUUUUUAAACGAAAAGUGUUUUUUUUUUCGAGUCGAUACACAAUGUAAAUAUUUUUAUGAAAAAAAUAUACACUAAACGUUAAUAUCCAAACCCGUUUGCAAUUUCGCUCAUCUAAAACGACAAGGUCUGUGCAGUCGAAAAUAAUGUUACCACGUAACGGACAAAACGUCACUACAGUACAGACAGACGGGCAAGAGGGGGGGGGGGAGACAAUGAAAACGAAUUUUAUUUUCUAUACUUUCGCGGUGUACGAUUUUAGUAUUCGUUACCUGCCUACCUACCUACCGGUCUACAACACAAUAAUCUCAACACAGUCGAUGUGUAUUCAUUGUCAACGCUUAAACUCGAUUAAAAAACAAUGGCCGUUUAAUAAUGAGUGAUGACUUGACGUUAUUUUACAUUUAAAACUGUAAAGUUGACCCGUCGUUUAUACUUCAGGUACCUAUGAAUCAUAUACAAUAUACAUACUUGUAUUAUAUUUUUCAAUAAUAAUUUUUUUUCGACCUAUGUUUGAUCGUUAUUGAUAUCGAUUUUAAAAUAUACUUAUUAUAAUUAUGUGCGGUCUCAAAAUAUAUCGAAGAAAUAUAUACAAGUAUAUUUAUAUAUAGUAUAUAAUAUAUAUACAAGAAAAUUCACUUUCAGUUCAGAAUUUGAAAGAAAUGUUUGAUUUUUCGAUAAAGUAAAAAAUUGAAACUGCAAAUAGAUUCCGAAUCUGAAAGUGUUUUUGGACAGUGUUUGUGUAUAAGAGACAGUGUCAAAAAACAGAAAAAAAAAUAUUAUAAAAUGUUUGAAAUUUUAGACAAAUGUUUAUUUUACUCCUAUUUUAAUUAAAUAAAAUUUCGAAAUCAUCAGACGACUUUUUUUUUUUUUAAUAUGCGUUUUGAAAUCAAAUUUAAACGAAAGUCGCCAAAAAAAUUACGGCACUUCAAAUUACGUAUUUCCGAACUGCGCUCGGAAUUGUCUUUCGUCACGCAAUGGUUUAUCGUUGCUUACAGGUAUGUCUUACCCGUGUAUUUAUAACAAAAGAGCUCUUACUGGUUGAAAUAUCAGGCGAUUGGUUCUAGUAGGCAUAUGAUAUUGUUUCUAUAAGGUGAACAAUUUACUUUCCAGUUGACAAUACGAUUCUCUCUUUGGAAAGGAAUCAAAAUAUUCCUACGAUACACCAUGCUAUCGUUAAGGGUUGAGUAUUUCGCGGGGAGAGUGAUACCUGAAGUAGUAAGAAUAUAAUUAAAAAUAAACGUAGGGAGAGAGAGUUAACGAGGGAGACCGGAAAGAGAUAGGCGAUUGAGAAUGAUAUGAGGAUAGCCUGCGAAUAUAAUGUAUAUGAUUGAAAUUUACAUUUCCCAAAAAGUAUAUAUUAUAACUGGAAAUUGUCGCACCAGUGGCAUAGUUAACUCAUAAACUUCGAGAGGCUUGAAUCCCACUAAAAUAUUAAAUAUAUGUGAUUACGAAGCUCUGCUUCUGCAUUAAAAGGGUAAAAGGCCAACUUUAGAUGGUCCAGGGGUCUAAGUCCUUCCUACAAAUGUAUAAUAUUAUUUUGUUUUCGUAUUAGUUAUUAAUGAUGAUUUGAAUAUUUUUACAGACGUUUGCUGACGAUGGACCGAAUAUUUUUCGCGGCGACAUUGUUGUCGGUCGCUAGUUGCCAACAACUGCAGAUGCAACAGUCUAGCAUCGACUCGAACCCACAGGGACCACAGACCGCUACAGGGGGAACAACGGGUUUCAUGCCCAUAAUGACCGAAGACCGCCGAUCGUCGGCGACUGCUCCAGAAACUUCGUCAGUCCAAAGCCGAGACUAUUCCGGCGGUUCGGAGUUUUACGGUUACAACUAUCCGGCCAGCUACGGGCCACCUAGCUCUAGCUACGGAUCGUCCGGUAAGUCAUAAAUGUGUUUGUACCCUCAGCACCCUUCAUCUUAAAAAAAAAAAAUAAAAUUUGAUUACAAAGUAUUCACAAAGAUGAUAUUAUAAAAAACAACGGCUACAAAGUUACUGUCACUCGAAACUAUGAGAAAAAUAUUCAAUAUUUGACUUCCUGUUUUUAAAGUAUGCAAAGUCACAUGCAAAUUUAGACACAAUAAAAUAACGAAAACAAAAAAAAGAGAACUUAUAUGCAUGUGGAUAGGCAGGGAGUUAGAAAAAUAGAACUAUACUACAGGCUCAUAAAGUUUUUAUGUUGAAAUAAGAAAAACGAUUUUGAGAUUAAAUAGUACCAUUAGAAGUUAUAAAGUGAUCCAACAAAUGCUAGUCAAAAAGACAACUUCACAGUGGUACUAAUGAAAUUCUAGUUAAGACAAUAACUUUUGUUAUGUAUAUAUAUAUAAACUUGAAUAAACUGUAAAAAUCAAAUCAAGUGAAGGUGCAUCUUUUUCACCGAGGUCUAAUGAAGAUAAAUUAAUUUUAAAAUCAUUUUUACUAUGAAUACAAUAUUUUUUUUGUUCCAUGAAAAGUUUUGGAACUGACAGAGCCUCUCAAUUUCAAUUUAAAAAUUGAGUUUCGCGAUAUUUUCUACCCACUUUUGUAUGUUAAUGACAGUAAUAUUUGUACCGGGAAAUCGAAUAUCCCUCGGUACUUUGUUAUAAUUUUGAUCUCCGAUUCCCGCGAUUUACGUGAUGCGGAUUUUACGUUUUCUCUUCUGUUCUAUCUAAACCGGUCGUUGUUUUUCUUCGAUUAGAAUUUAGGGUUACGGGUCGGACGCGAUAAUUUUCUGGGAAGAGUAUCGUUGGUUUGGACCGACGUGUAAGCCCACGUAUAAUUUCGGUUUUUGCGUUUUCUUUUCGAGAAAUAUUGUUGCGCCCGUACGUAUUAUAUUCCCAAAAGACGCCCCGCAGACGUUGGUAUUGAUUUGCGGCCAAACGCGCGUUAUAAAUUUCGGGUAGCGGCACAGUAUAAUAAUACUAUGCGCGUAAAUAAUCGUUGUCGUUUAAAGGCGAUCAAACAGUUUGAGAGAAAACCUUAUUAACUAUACAACGUCAUUUGCACUCGUUUUACGGGGGAAAAGUAGAAAAGAAAAUAUGUAAUAUUAACGGCGAUUUUUUACGGCCGCCGCGUGACAAUCGUCACCCGGUAACUUAACAUUAUAAAUAACAAUUAUUAUACUUACUGUUAUCGUACGUGACACGUCUUGUACCUACUUGUAUUUCCGGGACGGCGAAAUGUGUAGGUACGGUGGAACGUGUGGUCGUGUAAUUAGAGCGACAUUGUACGAAAAUAAUAGGAUGUGUUAUGGAUAAUAAUGGUAGAAUUCUAAAUUAGUGAACCUACAAAACGAGACGAAUAAUUGUCUAUACGGGACGACGUUUCGCCGGUACGAUUGUUAUUUAUGUAAAUUUUAUUUUUUUUUCUAGCUUUCACCGUGAUUCGAUACAAACAAUACAAACAAGUAGGAGUAGCCGUCGUCAUUUUCCGGUCCGAUUUUCUGCCUUUUUGUUUUUGUUAGACUAUGUGCCCAGCGCUUUUUCGCUUAGUAAAAAUGCUCCGAAAUUCCCCACCUGUAUGCAUACAGCGGCUUAUCUGCCGCGCAAAAUAUGUUCUACCCUUCCUUAAAUAAUAAUAUAAUACUAUCGUACAAAUUAUUCUUGUUAAAUCAUAACUAUACGUUAUACGUAUGCUAUUGAAGAACUGCUAAGAAUUCGUAUUGUACACAAAGUAGAAAACUAAUAACCGCGUAAACGACUUUUGUUGGUUUUUAAAGUUAUUCGUCUAAUUUCGUUUUUUUUUUUUUUUUACAGAUAUUUACACCGGGGAAUCGCACGCGCAACCAGCCGAUUAUGCCAGUCCUGGUUACAGUGUCCCGUACUAUACUGGAUACGGAGAAGAUUCGAAAAAGAAGAAACCGCCAAGUUACGCCACGCCGUAUUAUCCCCGUAAGUAUAUAAACGACUGAUAUUUUUCAUAUCAUACCUUAAUAAAUCCAUGGAUUUUUUGAUCUAAGAUGGUACCAGGUACCUAUUUUACUUAAAAAUUUCUCCGGUAUUCUUAUCACUUCACCACCAUUCCCGUUUGUUUUUUUUUUUUUUUGAAAACACUUUUUCGGUUAAUAAACAUAUAAUCUAAAUCGUUCACAUCGUACGGUGAUAAACGUGAGUUUCACGACCAGUGGUACCAAUAAUUUAUUUAUUUGCAAAAUGUUUUUAGAUUCCCGGCAGUUUUUCUAAAAAAUUAAAAAGAAAAACCUUAGAACAUACUACGGUACAUAGGUUUUAUUUUUGUUGAUUUCUGGAUUUAACCAUGGGGUUCAAAGGAAGAAUUCACGACUAAUAUUAUUGCUUUAUCAUUUUAUCGAGCUCCUUUCACGAGCAUUUUUGUUCGUUACUUUUGGUACAUAAAUUAAAUUACCCUACAUCCUAAACUUUCUGCACCACUUCAACAGUGGAUUAUUCUUGGUGCGAACUAUGUCCGGAGUUUUAUAUAUAUUUUUUUACGAAUUGUUAACAAUAGUUGGAUAUAUUCUCCCGAAAAUAAAAAUUAUUUCGUAAAAAAAAGGACUAUAUAAUGUAUUAUGGCUAGAAAACUCGGAUGGUUUUAAUUUAUAAUUGAGACUAAUUUUAUAAAAAAUUUAAACGUUCACCAUGGAAAAAAGCCAAAGUCAUAUUUUCCUAAAGUAUCGCCAAACUACACCAUACAGUUAUGAUGUUCUAUGUGUAUUGAGAGUAUAACAUAUUAUUAUAAUGUUUAUGCCGGUCAGAUCGAAACAUUAAACUCCCAAAUUAGAGACAUUUUUUUAUAUAUAUAUAACGACUCCCAAUAUAUUAUAUAUAAUAGCUCCUUGAAGUUUUUUUUCUACGGAUCGCCUGCUUUAUACAUACAUAUAACGGUAAUAAAUCAUCGACCUUUAGGGAUGUCGAAAAAAUAUAUACAAACUUUUUUUUUUUAAAAGCAUUUGACACGUUCUCCCCGUGGUAAAAGAUCCGGCCGUGUACCAUCGAAAUAUUAUAGAAAUGGAAUAUUGAGUAUAGCUUCGAAAAUUAUUUUCUCGGUAUUAUGUCUAAUAUUAAUCAAAAACUAAAACCCAUUGGAAAUAAUGAUAAUUGAUUUAACAAAAUGAAAAUUAUCCAGAACGAUUUCUAUAGUAAAUUACUGUACAAAUAACGAUCAAUAUAUUUUUGAAUAAUUUUUUUAACAAUCAAAAAAAGUUUAAAAAAAUAAAGAAAAACACAUUUUCCUAGUUUCACGAAUUCGUAAAUACUGCUAUUCAGUGUUGUAAAGCGGAUAGUAUAUUUAUACGUAUUAUCUGUACUAUUCGUACUAUUCUCCGUCAACGAAUUGACCUAUUUUAUAAAGUAUUGAAAACUAAUCAAAACCUCGCUAACGAGCAUAUAUUAACGAAAUUCAAUAUACCUAAUUGAAUAUAUGGCUUUAGUUAUUAUCACGUUUUUAGCGUUACUCCCAUUUUAUGUGCUGUCAAUGCACCAACAUUACAGUUUAUUAGUUUAUGCACGAAAUUAAUAUACCUACCUGCCCAUGAAAUAAUUAACGAGAAUAUUAAAUUAUGCGGUGAUGUUUAUUGUUUAUCGAAUUUCUAUUGAUUAAUAAUAUUAUUAGCAACGUAUCCUCAGAUAGUCAGAUAAUUAAAACAAAAUCAAAAAAAUUAAUAACAGAUAAAUAAUAAUGAUGUUAGUAUAUUUUUUUAUAUAUAUAAAUUCAACACAUUAAACAAACAUGAAAUUAAAAAUAAAAUUUAAAAAAAAAACAAUUUCUCUGAUUAAAAAUGCGCUUGAGAUGUUUCCAGUAGGAUUUUGGAUAUGGUUGAUGCGGUUAAGAAGAUUUUUCAAAUUUCUUGUUGUAUUCUUAUUAACGGGAAUAAAAAAACAGCUGUAGGAAAAACGGUAAUGUAUGUACAUGUAUACUUACAUAUGCGAUGCCAAAAUAAUCGUAACUAAGAGCUAAAAUUUCUACUGAAUAUUCUCACAUUGACAUUUCAAAAAUGCUUUGGCUCUUUUAUAACAUAAUAUAACGAAUUUUUGUUUAAUUUUUCCAUUUUUAUAAAAAACGAUAAUUUUUAAAUCAUUUUUUUUGUUUAAGCUGCGUGUAAAUUCUUUGAAAUUCGAAUCAAAAUUAUGCACAGUUUAUUUUUAAAUACGAUAGAAAAACGGUCUAGUGUAGUAAAGUGGUAGUUAUAGCAUACGGACUAGGUGGACACCUAAAAUGUUUGUUAAGUUUUUAAAAUAGUACAAUCUUAUGUAAAAUUUAAAUUAAGUAUUAUUAAUCCAAACAUUUUUUCUAUUUCCUUAGCUUUUUUUUCAGUAUUUUAUCAUCUCGAUAGUAGAUUCCAUUAGUGUUCACCAUAUGUAUUCUAAAAUAGGAAAUUAGGUACUCAUAUUUUAUAGUUGAGAUUUCCUUGGUCCUUGGUUUCCAUAUGAGUAUUUAAAAAUAUAUAUAUAUUAACUGUGGGCUGCUAGCUCUAAAAAUACAUUCAAUAAUAUUUUGAAAAAGUAUACAAACACACUUCGCUUGAUGGAUGGGCGACAGUUGUAGGUGAGAAAUUAGAAAGACAGCCGAAAAAUGUAUUGUAUAAUCUGUACGCAACGAUUAAUCAUCGUUAACGAAAAACGAUUCUGAACGGAAUUCGAUUAUACAUGUUUUGUAAGGCCGUAAUAUUUAUGAUUUUAAAAUAAUACAUUUGACAUAUUUUCAAGGUUCUUCCCAUUUAUUAUGUUAACUCCGGGGAAAAUCAAAAAAUAAACUCUCUAAAGAACCACCUCAGGCAGAUUUCCUUUCAUAAAACGUGCUACACUUGAAAAAAAAAUAAACAAAAUUUCUAAACCUAAUACAUAUUCCUCGGUUCGCUUAGAAUUUAAAACAUUCGAAUAAUUGCUAAAAUAUGAUCUAAACAAAUUUGCUUAUUGAAAUUAUAUAAUAAAAACUUGACAUAUAACUAAAUUAACUAUUUUUAUUGAUGUUAUUUUCGUAUACGCUUUAUGUUUUGAAAAUAUCGAUAGCUUAAACACAAGAGCAACAAAAUAUGAUACGAUUUAAAUGGAUUUAUCACAAACGGGGAUUACUUCCUAGAUACUGAAACGGAUACCAUAAUAGCUAUAUGCGUCCUGUAGACCAAGUGCCGAUUUUUUCAGUUUUUAAUACAUCACCUAAUAAUAAUGAAUUGUAAUAAAUUGAAUAACUUCGAACGUGUUUUUGAAAGUUGACAUAGAGCUACUCACUUGGACGGGGUUAAUACUGUGGAAUGAAUUGUUUUAAAUUGAAAACCUUGCAAACUUUGUUAAUAUUCAUGUUUUUAUUAAUUAAAUUUUAAUUGUUUAUUUAAUUGGACUCUGUCGAUAUUUAUAAUUUAUUUAUUAAAUUCUCGUGGACCUAUAUUUACACCUUGUGCACUCCUAACCCUUUUGUAUAUAGAAAUAGACUCCCUGCCAGUCAGAAUCGAUCCCAGUGGUUGUUAUAGAUUAUUUUGAGAACACUUAGUCUAGAGCAUAUUAUAUGAAUCAGACCGGGAUAUUUUAUGUCGAAAAUAAAUUAAAGUUCCCGUUUAUAUAAAAUACACGAAUUGACGUUAUUUUACACUUGUCUGUUUUUGAUACGAAAAUGAUACGAAAAACCACUUUAGGGUUUAAGGCAGUUGAAUUCGAUUUUUUUCAUACAUAUAUUUUAUAGAAAGUUAUAUAUAUUAUUCAUUAUUUUAUUCUUUUAAUUCUAAUCAAAAAAUAAAAGACAAAUAUGUUGUUUUAACUAAAUUAUUUAAAUAAAAAAAUAAACAGAAAAUAGACAGGAAAUCAAUGAAAAUUUAAAUAUGUUUUUGAAACUAAAAUUGAGUAAGCAAUAGUGGGUAAAUUUUAUUCCAAUUUAUUGAUCUUAAACGGUAUAUUCGUCUGUAUAAAAUCUUACGUACACCUUCCCUUUAAAUGGACAUAUCGAGCAGUAGGUUAGUGAAAAAAUCUUAUCAUUAAAAAGCGAAAAAAUAAUAUUUUAAUUUUAAAAAAUUUGGAAAACCUCUUUUAAUUCCCUUGAAUAGUAUACAAUUAAAAAUAAUACAUUUAUCAUUUACACGCAUAAGUAUAAGACGGAUGAAUUUUUAAACGCGAUGCAUAGUAAACAGGUAAAUAAUUUAAUGUUAAACAAUUGUCAGAGUCACGUUUUUGUGAUCGGGUUCAUAGUUUCGAUUCGUCUUACAGAUUCAUCGGUGGCGCCAAAAAAAAGACGAGUGAAAAACGACGCCUAUUAUUUUUUUCCAUACGGACCGGGAGAAAACUGCACACUGACCUGUAUUGUGUAUCCGACUGAUCGAUAUCCGACAAUUACGAUGAUUUACUGCUUAUAUACAGCUCGGUAUAUGUGGCCUUUAUUAGGGGAGGGGGAAGGGAUGGGUUGUUAGGCGAAAAGGAAACCGGAGAUUUCCGCGGACCGUGACCCGGGCGCCGUCCAAUAUUAAUUAACUUCCGCUGUAAUGUUGCAGCUGGUAGGUCCAAUUAUCGCUAUUGCGUAUACCUAGCAUAUGUACCGGAAACAAUAUAGGUAAUAAUAUAUUGUAUUCGGUAAUACAUGUUAUAUCCUUAGGUGAUUAAAAUGAAAAUAAAAAAAAGAGCUAAUACUGAAGACUAUGCCACUGUUAUAGGUUAGAAUAUCGUUAAAAAACGAUUUUGAGUGAAGUUCGGUUAAAAAAGUUUUUAAGUGUCAUGAUUUUUGUCAACACUCAACACUUUUUUGCCAUUAAAUAUUACUUAUGAUAGACUUCGUGUUAAAUAUUCGAGCAUUAUUGUUUGGUCAACACAAUUUUUUCCGCGUUGAACCAAAUAAAUAGCUCAAAUAUCGCUAGAGUAUUCCGAAAUUUUUAUCAAUAAAAUACUCUGAGAAAAUGACAGGUUUCUACAAUUGUUUCAAACUGAAUCACAAAAAAAAAAAAAAAAAAAAAAAAAAAAUUUAAAACAGGAAACCUUUAUUGCGUACAUUUCUUCGGUUUUCCAAAGUCUUUUUAGGUCUUUUUCUCUGUUUUUCUCAAUUAUUGAGAAAACUACUAGGACAAUUACAUUUCUAGUGCACCAGAUAUACAAAAUUGGUUUUUAAAAAAGAAGCUACACAUUGAUGAUCGGAAUUAGGUUUCUGGUAGAAAAGUUGUUCACAGACAAAAAAAACAUACACAUUAUAGUAAAACUAAUAUAUUCCUCGCAGAUGCAUAAAAUCUCAAAAAAAUUUUGGUGAAUUUCGUUGAUCCGGUUAAAAUCGCAAAACUUUCGAGUUUGUUACUGUGUUAUACCAACAGUGAAACCAAGAAUAGCGAAAAUUAAAAUUAAUAUAUUUUUUAGUGUUAAACAUUAUUAUUUAACUGACAAUUUAAUUUAACGAAAAACCAAUGUUUUGAAAGUAAUGAUCAAAAACGUUUAGGCCUCGUGAGAAUUAAAAUAAGUCGGACACACUCCACGCCAUGAGUAGGCAAACAAAAACCGAACUGAGUUGAGCUCCGUUUUUUACUAGUUAUAUUAGAGUAGUUAGACAAUAUUUUUACCCGUUCAAAAUUCGAAUGUGAGUGUGAAUAGGAAAAUGUUAAAUUUUCGCACUUAAAUUUGGAACGAUCUUAGUUUCAUAUUUUAUGACUUUGAAUUCGAUCUGCCGUAGGUUAAGUUAUAUAACUCUGGUGAUGCCAACAGUUUGUUGUUGGACAAUAUGGCUUCAAAGGUGUAAUCAUGACUUAACAAUGAGAUUUUUGAGAUUUUGAGAAAGUUCCACAGGUUUAUUAUUGCGUCGUUUCCGCUCGUUACGCGAUAUUUUGCUCCGUUAAAGUUUCAAACUCGUUUAUAAAUUCAUAAUACUUCGGGUUUAUAUCAUAGGUACCCGUCUAUGGGGAAAUUGAAAUAUUUAAUUUCUCAUGGAAUUCAGGGUGAAUUUAAAAUGUUUCGUCUGCCCGUUCACGUGACGAAACUAUGCGAAACGGCUCUGGAAUCGCUUUAAAUAAUCAAUCACCGAGUUCAAAGGUUAGAGGGACGUAUAUUAAUAUGCAAUUUGCAAAAGAAUUCAACGGAUCGAUAUGAAAUGUACUAAGUACCUACCUAUGGUUAGUAAAAUUAACUUUUAGUGUAUUAUUUUUAUGAUGAGGAGUGGCAAAAUAUAGAAGUAACUUUUUUAUGUUUUCUCACUUAAAUAUUGUUUUUGUCAUUGGCGAUUUUCUAGGUGUUACAAUUGGGACUUUCUAAAUGAUGUGUCUUGGCUGUAUUCAUUUACAAAAAUAUAGUUUCCGAAUACAUAUUUUAUGAGUCUCACGAAAUACUUAAAACAUUUUUUUUAAUUCAUUGAAAAAGUAGUGUUUACCGGUUGAUUAAAUUUGUCCGCCUUUAAUCAUAUCAUCUGUUUAUUAUUUCAUAAUAGCAAUAUAUUUUCAAUAUCUAACUAAAACAUACUUGGCUAUCUAAAAAACAAAUUAUACUAGACUUUUCGACGAGAUAAACAUUUAAACUAACAUUUCGUUGAUUUUAAUAAUUAUAAUAACAUAAAAUAUAAUUUUUACCUAUGAAUUAAACGAAUGAUUUUUUUUCACGCAGCCACAACGGUAUCUUGCCCGGCUCCGUUCACGAACAACAUAUUGUCCGACCUGCUUAAGACCGGUACCACGGCAAAGUUUGGUCUGGUCAAGUCUGUGGUGGCGGCCAUAGCAACACUGUUCCUGGCCAAAAUACCCAUACUGUUGGCCGUCAAAGCACUGGUGUUGAAACUCUUCGUCGUACCCCUGGCCGUGGUCGUCCUGUCACUGCCGGUACUCAUACCAGCUGCCCUACUGUUGCAGCCUCUUUGGAAAAAGUGGAAAGAGUUUGUGGGCUUUGACUCGUCGAACAAACAACCGUCGGUGAUGAUGAUGAUGGCCCCUGCGUCAGAAGCUGCGAAACCCGCUAAUGCGACAUCGGCAACACCGGCUACCACGAGAGCGCUGGAAGACAACCUGGAGAGCGUACUCACUAACUUGCUCGAGUCGGAGAAGUGCAUGGAACGGCUGGCCUGUCAACUAGGCGUGAGGGACGCCAGGUCUGAAUACAAACAACAGGUGUCGUGGUGAGUUUGAUUAUGACCUUAUUUUUUUAGUAUUCCGGUGUUUGUAUAAUAGGUGCUCCCGGUUCACGUUCCAUGGAAUCAAAUUUGUCUCGUAAAACUCAAAUAUCGUAUAAUACACGCCAAAACGAUUAGAUGUUUUGGAAUCUAUAUUGGUUAAAUUUUAAUCAUUGUUAUUAAAUUAAUUAACUAACAUUAAAUUGCUGGUUAUAAUUAAAAUAGUUGAAAAUCACAUUUAGUAUCUAUAAAAAAAAUACUAUAACCAGAAAAUUAUAAGAGGAUAUCUUAAUAUAAAUUAUAUAUUAAAUUUAUUCAGUACCUACGUAUACUGCAUAGAUGUUUCGUAGGCAAAUAGUUGUCUAAUAAUUUUAGAUGGGUAAGGCCAUAAGUGUAAAUUAAAAUUUCCGACUCUAGUUUUAAUUUUUUUUUUUUUUUUAUAUUUUCAGUCUAUAUAUUUUAGAUAAAAAUCUUUGCAAGUUUAUGAAAUAAAGUUUAAUCUUUGUAAUGUCAUUCCUUUUUUCAUGUAUAAUUCGUUUGAAAAAUAGCUGUAAGGGCUUUUUAACACCUGAGAUUAUGGCCAGACAAUUUUAUUUUAUAGUUUAAAAUAUUGUCCUUUUUUCAUUGAAUUGUUGUAAUAGGUGUACUUUUUUAUUUGAUUCACUAUCUAUCAAAUUUAUAUUUUACAAAUAUCUAUAACACCACAUCGAAAAUCUCUUAUUUAUUCCUGUUCGACAUUAUUGUACGUUCCUAUCAUCGCUGAAGAUAUAAUUUUGUAGACCACACAUAUUUUCAGUAUCAUUUUCCAGAGUGUUAUGUUUAUUUUCUUUUUCAUGAUAAUAUCUAGUUGUUUUUUUUCUUAUCAUAAAAAAAUUCUAAAUUUGUCAUUCUAUUAUUCCUAUUUCUCGUAUUUUCGUUCUGCGUCUCUUGGUUCUCAUAUCUUCUGUAAUUGUUUCUCCUAAAUAAUACAAAUUUUGUAUAAAUUAAUACCUAAUCUGCUACAGCCAUAUCCUCUGAAAUUUCUGCUCAUGUUUGUAAUCUUUUGCUAGUAUAUACAACAUUUUUAUUAGGCAAUUAAUUUGUAUCCCAUUGAAUACCCACCUACGCAAUAAUACGACUAUCCGUGUACACCGUACGAUUAAAAUAUUAAUUAUCACGUGUAGUGCAUGUAACUAAUCCGAAUAUGGUUUGUAAUUAUUAAACGGCCAGUGGGCCGAAGACUGAAACCAAUGAACCACGUGGUUUAUGUUUUAAGACCGUAAUUAUAUAUUAUAUUAUAUAUACAAAGCGUUUCGUAUUAUAUCGAACCGCAUUGUCGUAAACAUAAUGUGUUUUUGACCUUAAUUUCGUCUUGUUCCUAAGUAUUAUUAUUACACUACCCACAGCCACGGUUAAAUCUACGUCAAAACGAUAACGCACUACUACUCCGUUUGAAUACGGAAUAGGCAACACAAUUUACGGUUUUGUUGGCACGAGGAUAUAAUCUAAAACAUAAUAUUAUUUUCAGCACGCUCGAAAUAUAAUUUCGACAUGCGAGAAGUUUCAAUAAUAUAGUAAUGUCUGUGGUUAUUAUAACUUUUACAACUUACUACCGAAAGAGUGGAUUUUUAAUACAUUUCUUUCUUCGCCUAUCAGUUCGAUUUAUUAUUAAAAUGUAAUAUGACGUGUUUCGCUUUUGGAUUCCAUGCAAGUUUGGAAGUUUAUAUUAUUAGUUAUAAAUGAGUAAUUUAAAUAUUCAUAUUAUAUUUUAUUGAUUUAUAUGCGGUACGCUGAUGGAAAAAUAUAUUUACAAAAUUUUCCAACGCGAAAAAGAAUCGCAAUACACUUUUAAGUAUUAAAUCAACAUAACAUAAAAUUAGAUAUUGUAAGUACAAAUUAAAUUAAUAAGGAAAAUCCACGAGUUUAAUAUUCUGGAUAAAGAUUUUAUUAUAGUGAUUAGUUUUUAGAUGAAAAUCCGUUGACUAUAUACUUAUUUAUCGAGUUCAUUGAAAUACUACAUAAUAUACUUCUUUUGUUUUGUUGAUUUUUGACAAUAUUUUUACUUAUCCGAAACAAUCUUGUAAACGAAUAAUACAAGUAGGUAAGUUUGUAAAAAUGUAUUUAUUCUAACUGAGAGCAUAGUCAAAUGGGGAGGAGAGUGAAGAGAUACAGCCCAUCAUUGGUAUUUUUUAUUUUUGAUCUUUUUCCCAUAAAUAAUGUAUAGUAAUAAAUAUGGUAUUAUAUAAAGUAAAUAUUAUCUUUAAAUUUAAAAAAAAAAAGUGUUGUACAAUAAUAAUUGUCUCUCGAUAAUUUGAAAAACUCCAUAAAUCGAAAAUAAUAUAGUGUUAGACGAUGGGAGACCUAAUAUACAAUUAGAAUAUUUUUAACUAAAACUUCUAUAAUUUAUUCGCAUUUAUAGUUAUUACUCGUAUUCAGUAAGAACUAAGAACAUGUAAUUUUAGAAUCAAAAAAUAACGACAGUUAUGUAAAUAUGUAAUACUUAUUAAGCAUGAAAGAUACACGGAACCGAUUUGAGAAAGUUUCUGUAUCAUUUGAAGAAUAUGUUCAUUUCAGUGAAAAUUUUGCCCUGUCGGUAAUUUCACUGAACAGGAGAUAAUACAGUCUACUGCGAUGAAUCGGCAUAAUUCUUAUGAUGAUGAUAAUUGACAAGGGUUCCUUUUGUAUCGUCAAAGGAUGGUAAAUUUUUAAACUCCUUUAAUUCGAAUUAUUUAUUUUUGUCUCUCCUCGAAAAUUCGAAGUUUCGCUAAAUCAAAUUUUCAGUUCUGCCUCCUAAAUUUUUCUCCAUAAUAUAAUAAUAAUUGUUAAACAAUCAGCAUCAUCCCCUUCCCUUCCCACGAUAAAAUUAUUUGACCACCGCUGUUAAUGUUGACUCCAGCAAUUUCAAAAAUAUUCCUUUUUAGAGUAUAUAGUUUAAAGAAAAAAAAAUGCCCCAUAUAUUUGAGCACAACAAUCAGAUGAAUCCGAUUAAACAUCAACAAGUCAUCUUAUAGGUAUAGUUCUCAAUCAGUGGUAUAAGUGUUACAUUAUUGUAUUAUAUAUAUAAUUAUUUAUUUAUUGCAGCGAUCAGAUAAAUCCAACCCAAUACAAAAUAUAAAAAUAUUUUUAUUAGAUACCUAUAUAUUUUUAGAAAAUGUUUAUGUGACAAAUCAAAUACCUAAAUCCGAAAAAUUAAAAUUAUUUCUUUAUUGUUCCUGAACAAAUUUCAUAAAGUUGAAUUAUCUGGUUUUUAGGUUGAUAGAUGAAUAUAGUUGACUGACAAAUACAUAACGUAUUAUUUAGUUAGAAAACGUGUAAGUAGGCCAAUUUUUUUUUUUUAUCGUCAGUCCACUUUUUUAUGGUAGGUAAUACUUAAUACUUGCAGUGGUGUAUCGACGGAGGGGGUUAUAGGUUUAAUUUAACCCUCCUCUCAACACAAAAAGAAACAUCUAAAAUGAUGUAUAUUUUUUAUAUAAUAUAUGCAUUAAUAUAUUGUUGGAAUAGUUACCGUCACCCACCUCCCAUAAUCGAACUUAGUGUAUGCCACUGAAUACAUCAGUCGAUGAUGUUUUAUUAAAAGGGAGUUGGUAAUACUAAAAAAAUUGAGAAAUGCGUUUUUAGUAUCAAAAAACCAGAGAAAUUAGGAUGAUAAACUGGUAAAAGGGUGUAUUUAAAUACAGAAAAUUAAGUUAGAAAUAUUGACUAAAAUAUAUGCUGGCGCCCUUUUAAAAUAUAACUAAAUCCAAACUGAUUUGUUAAAAGGGCGUAUACCAGAUUCACGGCAUGUAUAAUUUGUGUACAAGGUUUAUUACAGGGAGUAAUUUUAUUGUUUUCCACUAUUAACAUCAUUAAAAACUGUUUGCUUUUCUUGAAAAAAAAAAAAUGAAAUUUGAUGGAGGCUCUUUUAACAAAUCACCGUUGAUGUAUCUUAUGUGUGGUAGACACAUGUGUGAUUAUUUCUGGUACUCGAUACCUAAACUAAAUCAUUAAUACUUACAAAAGUUGUAUUCAAUGAGCUGACACGAUUGUUCGUAGUUAUUAACUAGUAGAAACAGAUACAGGUAAUAAUUAAAAAAAAUACUUACAAACUGUACCUAUGUAUUUUUGCAUUGUCAGUUAACAAAGAAAACCUAAUAAGGCUAUAGUUAGUAUACUUGGAAUUUGACUGAUUAAAGUUGUAUUAUUAUUUGUACAUACAAAUACCUACUAUUGGUUCCUUUAGGCUUUAGAUCCACUAUAAAAAUGUUACAAUUUACAACUACUCAACUGUAUACAUGUAGUAUGACUAUAUUUUUACUCGUUACACAUUAUAUUUUGUAUUAAGCGAUUUAAAACGAGUAAUAAAUUUAUUGGGAUAUUUUAAUGACGCCAAACAAAACUGUAAGUUGUGCUCCGAAGAAAUAAAUAAAUAAUAUAUUUCUAAGAUUCUUAGAUUCUGAACAGUGACAUGACAUUUUUUUUCUGUUUGUUAUUACGACUUUGUCAGAAAAACACACUGAAACUAAGGUCGGUUUUAUGGUAAAUUUAUUUUUUCAUCUAAUCUAUUCGUUUGGGAGGAAGUUUUUGAAAUUUUUAGUAUUUUUUCAUCAAUUUUAAUUUAAUAAUCAAUAACUGUUUUAAAAAAGAAAAAACCCUACCGAAAUAUUCGUAUUUGUUACGACAAGAUAAAUUAAACGUGAGCCAGCAAUGAUGAACAAUGAUUAACCGUCGUAUGAAAAUUGUAAUUAAUUUUUUCUCGUUUCAAAAAGUCGCUCGAAUUGUAUAAUUUAUUUAAGCAAAUAUGUAUUUUUUAAUGUACAAACUUUCGGUCUAAUUAAAAAAAAAAAAACUUUUAUUUUUUUAUAUUAUAUUUUUCUAACAGAGACGAGCAAAAAUGUGUUCGAAGAAACUAUCUCGGACUGAAAUAUCGUUCCAAAUCUAAUGCUACUCAUUUUUUUCCAUCGAUAUUAGUUAGUGAUUUAUUACCGCGUAUUAAUAACACAAUACAAUAAUUACUCCGACGACGUUUUACUUUUCUGUAUUUUACUAUUAUAAAUCGGAAACGAUAAAAAAUUGAAAACAAAAAUGUACUUCAUAUCGACAUCACGGUACAAAUCGUAUGGUUUUUUUUUUGUAUUUUCUUAACGACGUCAACCAUUCGUCAUUCAAUUCGUUUUAUAAACUUAUACGGUUUAUAUUAAUAUUGUUUUACUUCCCGACCAUUUCUAAUUCGAAAUUAACGCCACGGCUGUAGUGUGCCGCUGCAGAAUUAAUAAUAAUAAUAUUAUACUGUUCGGAUUAUUAAAUCCUAGGGCCGAUACCAGAUUUAUUGAGUCUUUUGAUAGCGGACAAUGAACCGGUGGAAGAACCUCCCGAAGUGUAUCGCAGAAAUCUUUGUCAUGUUGAUAAUAAUAAUAAUAUAAUAUCAUUACGUUUUCGCUUUUAUCGUUCUCCCGUCGCGUAUUGCAGAGACUGUUCAAAUCCGAUAAACGUUUUUGUUUUUUUUUUUCUUUAGAUUCUGAGCGUGGCGAGGAAUCUUUUGGUUUUACCGUGGUGUUUUUUUUUUUUUUGUGUCUGCGAAAUAUUCUCUACCACAUAUUUUACUUUGAUUCUUAAUUGUAACAUCUUUUCGGUUGGAAAUCGUUUUUUAGAUUUUCCAUGUAGUUAAAAAUAUUUGUAGGUACCUGAAAUUUUCUCAGGGUAUUUUUAAGUACCACUUACAUCACCAGUAAUGAAAAACAAUUUAAACGCCAUGUAGAAGUUUUUUUUUUUAUAUGGUUAUGUAUCAGAAAACAUAAUAUUGUUUAACAGAACUUCGCUCAAAAUCGUAUUUCAAUGACAACUAUUGCGUUCAAAUAUAAAUAAAAUAACUCUAUGUAUUUUAUCUUCCCAACUUUCCACUUACAAUAUUGGGGCACACCUGUCAGCCGUAUUAACUCGUUUUUUUUUCAACGUCGUUUUUUAAGAUUUAGUUACGCUUUCGAUAACAAAUUUGUGUGUAUGCAAUUUCUAUAAUAAAUUCGAGAAUAUUUAAGCGAAUUUAAGCGGAUUUAAGAGGAUUUUUUUCUCUCGUUAAAUAUUGAUAAAUUAAAAAAAAUAUGAAACAGUGGUAAUUAUAAUAAAAACAAAAAACGCGAACGGUACCAGCCAUAUAGUAGUAGAUAGUCACUUUGGCCUUAUAAAAAAAAAAUAAAAAACGACCCAUAUUAUAUACAAUACGAAUUUUAAGCCGUAAGUAUACGUCGUUUUCUCCAAAAACAUUCGCAAAAAUGAUAGAUGACGACGUGAUGGUUUCGUACGGCGCGCUAUACAAGUGGAGCGUCAGACAUCAAAAAGGCGCGGAAUAACUUUAAACCCACGCGCGUGAAUUAUUCAUCGGUCGUUUUGAUGACUUAAGUAUACGCUAUGAUGUAUAGUGGAUCAAAGUUAAGUCUGUGAUUUCAAUGACAAUGUUUUCCCCUCUUUCGUGUUAUUUUUUUUUUUUUUACGACGGUUUGAUAUUCGUAUUCCGAACGAUAUUUUUUGAGAUUUUUAGUGACGGCACGUCGCAACCCGCAAAUUCGUAAAAACAUACGAAAAAAAUUCUCGAGGAAAUAUAUGAGUAUAUAUUUAUUAUUCUUUUAAAGUUGUCGACCAUAUUAUAUUUUAGAUUCUGUGCGGGGCGUCAAAUCAAUCGAAUUUACUUAAGUAAUUAUAUGUUUUUUUUUCCGUCUGUUUUUAACGAUUUCGAGUCUUUUUUCGGCCAUAAAAUACCAGAAAGAUAUCAAAAGUGGAUAGUGUUUUUUUUACUUAUUUUUGGUGGAAGGGGGGGUACUUUUUGAGAGCUUUUGAUCGUAACGUGGAAUAUAUUGGAAUAUAUAUAUAGUACACAUAUAUACACAUAGUAUAUAUAUAUAUAUACUAUGUGUUUUUUUCUGUAUAUUUUUUUCUUUGUUGUCUGCUAACGAUUUUUCCACAAGAAAUCUUUGCUCCGGUAAAAAAGGAUAGAAAGUAUUUUUGUAGACAAGUUCGUCUUGUUGGUUUUCUUUGUAGAUUUCAUGAUAACUGUGAAAAAAGUCCGAAAUUAGAAAAUUGCAUAUGAUAACAGUUUCUGUUAUUUUCGGGUUUUUCACUUUUUAUUUGGUUUUAUGCGGAUACCCGUGGUGCAAAAUCUCUCUGAUUUUUAUUUUUGACAAUACUGUGUCGUUAAACGAUAUUUUUACAUCCUGCAGUUACAUAAAGACAUAUUGAACGGAUUAUCGUAUUUAUAAGAGGCGAAAAGGUUUAAGGCGAGUGAUAAUUGAAUCGUGACAGCUGCAUUCCAUUAUUAUAUUGUUAUUGUGAUAAAAGUGAAAGAGUUUUCGUAUUUUAAUUGUUUUAUUUAAAAGUGAAUCUCGGCAACGUAAAUUGUCAUUAUCGUCAUUUAUUAUCGUACACUCGACCGUAAGAGAAUACGAUAGUUUCUAUUUAGUUCGUAAGUAUUAUAAUCAUUACGCGAUGCAUGCUGCGUCGUCGGAAUAAUAUUAUGAAUACGCUUCGGGCGGAUUUUAAACGCGUUAAUCAAAAAAACGAUUCACACGAAAUAAUAAUAUGAGCCAGCGGUGCGACAAACUACACCGUGGAACCUAUCGCCGGAUAAAUCACCGCGACAAAUAACGAUUCUUACAGUUUUUGCAUAUUUAUUUUCCAUUGUAAAGCGCUGCAGGUGAAAGUCGACGAAAAUAACAUUUUAUAUCGUUAAUUAUUAUUGUAUUGUUCCGUGCACUUUAGCACGGUAUACUAGUGGUACAUUGCAUUUGUGUUUGCGACCAUGUGAAAUAAUUCACACGAAAUAUAUAUUAUACAGGGAUCGAAUGUUCAGAUAAAAACACGAGGACAUUUCAGAGUUACCGAAAAUGUUUCCUAUAACAUUGAUAUUCUUGAGAAAAAAAUAAAACUACGGAAUAAUAUGUAGUCGUGUACAAACUUAUUAAAAUAUUAACCAGUUAUUGAAACGCGUCCAUUUUUAGUGCAGAAUCAAAUCGACUGCGAAUAUGAUCGAUAACCGGUAAAAAUGACGUACCCGCUACAAUAUUAUGUGGGCUAACGAACGAAAUAAUAAUAUCACGUAUAUAUAAUAUACCGCGACAAACAAUGAACGUAACACGCGUUUAGAACGAGCGCAAACUAAAAAAUAAAAAUUUGUAUUGUACGAGUAUAUAGGUAGUCGUUAUAAUAAUCAGAUAAUUCGAUACGUUCGACCGGUGUCGGGGUAUAAUUCCUGCCUUCCCCCUCUCACCCCGUAUUUUACACUCUUCGUAAUAACACACUUCUCCGACGAUUUCAUAAAAAAAAAUAAAAUAAAAAUAUGGUUUCGGCGAAGAAAACGUGUCCGACGAAUGAUAUAUCAUUAUUACAUUAUAUUUUUAUAUGUAUAAAUAAAUAAAUAUUAAAGAUGGGUUGAGAAAGAGAGCGGUAUAACUAUAGUGAACCUGUUUUUUGUUUCUUCAUUUUAUUUUAAAUUCGAAUUAUACAGUCUGGCACAGGUGAUUUUGGAUCCAGUUAAAAUUGAUUAUAACUCGGUUGAGCUUUGGUUGACGAAAAGAUUAAUUGAACUCAAUAAAGAUAUUAGUUGAACACGGUAAACUAAUGGUAAAACUACAAAAUCCGGAGAAGCUUUUGUUUGGGCAAAAGAAACCUGAAAUUUUAAAUUUUCCGGGUGAUCAUAAAAAUACGAGAAUGCGUGUGUCAUUUAGGGGAAUCGAAUAUAAUUAUACUUUUAUAUUUAUAAUAUCAAAAAAUAUCUAACAAUGUUUAAAUACAAUACCCUUCAACGGGCUGGCGUGCAUAAGGAGGUUUGGGGUUAUGUGCUCCAUUUGGCUUGAAAUUACAACAACCAUGAUUACUAACUUUUUAAAUUUAAUAAUUUUAUCUUGAAAUUAUAAUAUGAUGUUUCAACCAAGUUCAGAGGUAAAAGCUUGAUUUAUUGAAUACGAAUUAGUUUUUUCGGAUCCGUCUUUCGAAGUAUCACUAUAAGGAUAUAGCCUAUAGGUAUAAUAAAAAAAUAUUCUAUAAUUUAUUUAUGAAACAUGAUUAAUAUCUAUUAUAUAAACUCCCGUUCAAAAUUCCUGGAUACACUAUUGUGUAGAUGAGAUUGGUUAAAAAACUGAAAUUUAUAUUUUUAAUAUACAUUGUCCUUCACGUUUUUAAAAAUCCUGAACUUGAGUCGAUUGAAACUGUUAGAUUUUGUUUAAAAAUGUUUUUUUUUUUUUUUAAUUACUUUUUAAUUUUUUUAUUAAUUGCUCUUAACGCGCAGUCGUUAUUUUAACGAAAAUUACAAUAUUUUAAAUUGAAACUAUUAAUAUUUUAACGUUCACUUAAACGGUUUACCCACGCAAUAAUGUUGUUCACGGCCGUAAAUAAUUACCCGUUUUGAUUUGCUUCGAUAAAGGCUUUUUAUAAUACGUACAAAUAAAAGAAAAAAAAACCAAAUUCAAAUAUCGAGCGACAGACCGACUAUUGAGAUCAAAUUCAACAGAUCCGCUAUAUUAUUAUUUCAUCGUAUUGCAGUAGAAACGCGUAUGCACUGACGACAGUUUUCACGUAGGUAUCCGUUUUCACGACAGCUUGGCGCCAAACAAGAUGAAAACAAGAUAUCGAUCCGAGCAUUUCACGACGAAUUCCGAAUUAUUAGUUUUAAUAAUUAGUUUUUAUUUGCGUAUGCCAUAUAUACGAUUAUAACCGUGUUUAUAGUACAUUAAUUUCAUGUUUAAAUUUCAAUCAACUCGCUAGCCAUCAUAUAAUCAUUCGUGGUUUCAGUAAAAUAAGGAUAAAAAACAAACGGACAUACUUCGCAUUAUGGGUGGACCACUGUUGCAGGGGAGAAGUUAGAAUGAUAGAGCAGAAAUUUGAUGUGUAUCUGUAUGCAACGAUUAAUCAUUACUAACGAAAAACAAUUCUGAGCGGAGUUCGGUUAUACAAUUCUUCUAAGGCCGUAAUAUUUACAAUUUAAAAAUAAUAAAUUUCGAAAAUUUUUCUUAUUAUAAAAACCCCUGGAAAAGUUGAUCUCAGUGAAGUACAAUUCUAGGAAGAUUUUUUUUCAUAAAAAAAUGCUACUCUUGUAAAUCGGACUAAAAUUUUUGGUAGAAAAUAAGUUCACAGAUAACAAAAAUAAAAAUAAAACAAACAUUAUUAUAAAACCAUUAUAUUCCUCGCUUCGCUCAGAAUCUAAAAUGAAGUACUUACUAUCGAGCAGAUAAUGUCUGUCACAAUAAAUUACUGAAAUCUCGUGUCGGUCUGGUGACGACUUGGCGAUUUAACGACUUACGUCGUGCUUCGAAACAAAAGAAGACAAUAGCUAGAGAUACUUUACUUCGUGAGCCCCAUUUGUAUUUCACCAACCCAGUUUCUCGCUAACAAAUUUAGGGGUAGAAAAAAUAGUGAAAAUGGCAUUAUUAAUAUUAGAAUAUUAAUAUUAUCAAUAUUUUGUAAUCGUGUUCGAUAAGAAGCUGGAAUUAAUAAAAUAUACUAGUCUAUGAGUAUAUUGGGAAAAAAUUGCGGGAGAGCGUAUGCGUGCACGAUGGAUAUACAAGUGGGGCAAUUUAGAGGUCAAGAAUAACAGUAAAGCCUACCUGUUGGAAAAGUAUAAGAAAAUUCGAUGUUAUCGGUUAUUGUGAACUGCAGUUGCUACCAUUUGUUAAUAUGUUAAUAUAAUAACACUAGAAUACCACAACAAUGCAUUUAGAAGUUGUGUUUACACUUAGGCGCAUUUCGUGCAGCGUACCUGUAGUUCAUGUUAAUAAAGUGAUUCGUGUAUUACAGGGUGCUGAAAUUUUUGCAAACGCUCCGCGUGGUCCAGAACAAUGAGCCGAUCAGGGACAAGCUGAAGCAAUACCGUGAAGCGUACAACUACGGCACAGAGACUGGAUUGGGGAUAGGCGAAGGCGAGGACGAGAACCUGGUCAAUUCGGUGUGUUCGGAGUACCGGUACCCGUGUCGAAGUACUCAGAAAUCGUUGCAGAGGAACACGAGGGCUCUGGUGGACUUGGCCGGAUUCUGAUGAUCGGCGGCCCCUCAAGGCCGCCAUACUCGUUUCUUAUUAUGAUAUAUGCGUACCAUCACGAAAAUCGUUUGUCCGUCCUCGACAAAUGUUUUUUUUUAUUUAUAUUUUUUAAUCGUCCGAUAAAAGAAUUUUAUUAUUGCGAAUAGUCUGCAAGCGCUAGUAAUAAUAUUAUUAUUAUUAUAUUCGUCGACCUACAUUUUAUGAUAAAAAUAAGGUUUUCGAUAAUUUAUUAAUAUUAUUAUAGUUUGGCGAUUACGUUCUACAUUUAUGUUUAGUUUAAUUAAUUUAUUGUAUUCGUGCAUUAUUAUUAUGAAAAUAAAUAUAUUUUUGUUUUUUUGUAAAA
Cinara cedri is the source of this 30336-nucleotide messenger RNA. Lineage: Eukaryota; Metazoa; Arthropoda; Insecta; Hemiptera; Aphididae. The record is from the annotation of a GenBank genome assembly.